AUGCCUACCCACCGGAAAUCAAUACAUGGAACACACUGUGAUGGCAGUAGCUCGUCAUUAGUAACUAGCAGCUUCGUGGUUCAAGCAAAGGACAACUACAGUGUACCAAGAUAUUAUUCCGGUCUUCACUGUACUCACGCCGUGGUGUACAUACCUACAUUGCUCCAUACCAAGCAUGCUAGAUGA
This is a messenger RNA of Neurospora hispaniola, 186 nucleotides long. RefSeq lists its product as uncharacterized. The record is from RefSeq and is a predicted model, not a curated record. The coding region runs from base 1 to 186 and encodes 61 amino acids. Lineage: Eukaryota; Fungi; Ascomycota; Sordariomycetes; Sordariales; Sordariaceae. The transcript has a single exon.